AACAUUUCUUUCAACUCGUUCCAUAUACAUGUGCAAUAUAUCGAACGCUCGAUGAAGGACAAAGUCUCAUAGAACUUCGAAGAGACGCGAAGAAUUUGAGUGCUUCGGUCCUAAUCCUAAUGUAAACAUUGUAAACACUAAACACAAAGGAAAGAAGUAGGGAUGAACAACCGGCAACCGGACCAUAACACAGCAGUGUAGCGUGUAGCGUGGCGAAUGGCGACACUGUCUUGAAACGUCUAAAAUCUAAAAUCUUUCUAGUACACAUUUUUAUGUAUUUUCCAUUUCGGAUUUCGGAUUCGGGCUUUGACUUUGCCUCGUUAUAAUAGAGUUCCAACAUCUGAGAGUCCAAGAUUUUUGUGUAAAUCCAUCACCAUAAAUCGAUAUCGCUCUCAAGUCGCCUUUGCGGUAUUGUUAGCAUUCGUGAUUCUUUCGCGCACGGAAGAAAUAGCCGAGUUUCAUUUGCAAUAAAAAUACACCCGGCAUAUUUCGAGUAUCGAUAUUUUUUUAAAACGAAAAAAAUGGUUUUGUCAACGGACAAAGAUGAUUACGUAACGUGUCCUUUGGACAAGGCACAUCGUAUUCUGAAAAGCCGACUGCAAUUUCACAUGGUACGAUGUUUAAGAAAUCACACUCUCGUGACAAAGAUACGAUGUCCGUGGAAUCCUCUCCACUUCGUCGAGCGAUGCGAAUAUUUGGACCAUUUGACCAACAAAUGCACAGACUUGGCAAAUGUGAUGGGUUCAAGAAUUGUUACAGAAGAGCAUGUAGAUGUGGCAUCGAUACCUGUUGGUACAGCCAACAGAAUGCCGAAUUCAAAUACCGAAGAUUGGGACGCAGAGCCAUUCGUGGCGACCUAUGACCCGCUAAAACGAAUCAACGAUCAACCCAUUUUACGAAGUAGCAUAGGCUUAUCCAAGGCUAAGAAAAAACAAUUUAAGCUUCAGGAACGCAGAAGACAUCAGCGGCUGGAGGAAAUGCUACCGAUACAAAAUAAUACAGCUGCCAGAUUCGUUGAGGAAGUCAACGCAGUUCAACCACCUCGGACUCCUUACAGUCAACCAAUCGCAAUGUCUGCCACCGCUUCAAUAGCCAAAAAACUUAAUUCCAGCAAAAUUUCUGAGAAUUUUGAAAAAGGCUUAAAUCAGCCAGAAACAUUGAGACAGCCGCAUGGAUUAAGUCCAGGGCUGUUUUACAAAGUGGAUAAGAAAAAUGCAUCCAUGGGGGAUAAGAAGACGACAACUCUGUGUACUAGUCAAUCUGACACUCUUCCUGACGAUGAUACGAAAACCUGCGUAUCGGACACGGGCUCUCAAAGUCCCAAAAUAGAAGCAAUUCAAGGGGCUAUAAAAAAAUCUACUAAAACACCAGAAACGCAUUUCGCUUCUGUCUUGUCUGAAAUGAUCGAAAAAUCAGACGACGAGUCUAUCAAAAUCAAAGAAAUCGUUUUACAAGAUGAAGCUGCUUGUUUGCCGCCGGAAAUUAUAAUAUCACCUGAAGAUGAUGUUGAAAAGCUCGCCGAAGAAUUGGCAAAUCUUGAGACAAUGGAGAGAGAAAUUAAGGAGAAAAGAGCCAAAGUUCUACAAAUAAUGUCGAAAGAUUCUUAUGAGUAUGAUGAUGAAACCACGAAGGAGAAUAAUCCAGGCAACUGUAACCAACAGAAUGAUUUGAAUAAAAUCAAUCGGAAAUGCGCGGCAGGAUUUGGCAACUUGUUACAGGAGGAAAAUCUGCCGAAGUCCGGAUUCGGGCGUGGUGUUCCUUUGAAUUUGGCAGCUUUUGAAAAUUUUAAACUAAACGGGAAUACCGAAAACUAGCGUGUAUCCGCCAAUGCAGUCGAUUCUAUUGUUCAGAAUGCUAAUCGGUUCGGACAAUAAGAGUUUUGCUCACUGGUCAUGGUUUUUGACAACUUUUUUUUCGCAUUUCCAUCAUUCUUUCGAUUUUUUCAUUGCAAGUAAUUUCGUAUAUAAAAAAUUUUCUUGGAAAAUGAUUUUUGUAACCGGUAUCUGAAAACAUUUAUAAAUUUAAAUAAGUUGAAAUAUCAAUUCGGAUUCGGAAGAAUGAUUGUAUCAGAGCUAUUUUUCAUGUAAGAUCGCGUGAAUAGUAUAAGCUUGAGUAGUUUCACUGGAAAAUCAGUUUCUUUUUAGUAAGACCUCGCAGUUGAAAAAAGAACUUGAGAAUAAUUUUCGUUACCGAUACGUAGAAUUCAAAAAAUAAUUUAAAAAAGCGGGUUACUUUGAUUCCAUGAGAAUUCUGUAAAAAAAAAUGUAUCACUAGUUUCAGUCACAAAAAUUAAGUUUUUUUUUAUUUUAUAGAAACUAUUUGAGUUAUGGCGAAAGUUCCUUUUCCUAAUAUUCUAGGCUAUGUGCUAACUAAAGCUGUAACCAAAUAUCAAGGUGUUUCUAUAUUUCUCAGCAAUUUGCCAUAUUUAUGAAUGACAAACGUUCAUAGGUUUACAAACCAAGUACUUUUUUUUGUAGGCUUAAACGUAUUUCUAAUGAUUUACUUGUGAAUAAUUAUUUCAGUUUAAUUCCAAUGUAGUUUCAUUUAAUUUUAUCCAAUGUAGAAACCAUUAUAAUUUUGUGAAUUUACGACGGUAUUGUAUAUCUAUAAUAAUAAAUAUAAACUACGUCAUCCUUGAA
Messenger RNA from Venturia canescens, 2639 nucleotides. RefSeq lists its product as uncharacterized. The transcript is spliced from 4 exons. The coding region runs from base 522 to 1814 and encodes 430 amino acids. Lineage: Eukaryota; Metazoa; Arthropoda; Insecta; Hymenoptera; Ichneumonidae. The record is from RefSeq and is a predicted model, not a curated record.